Messenger RNA from Peromyscus leucopus (white-footed mouse), 2949 nucleotides. RefSeq names its product G-patch domain containing 2 like (gene Gpatch2l). The transcript is spliced from 9 exons. Bases 33 to 1394 code for a protein of 453 amino acids. NCBI's taxonomy places the organism in Eukaryota, Metazoa, Chordata, Mammalia, Rodentia, Cricetidae. The record is from RefSeq and is a predicted model, not a curated record.
UUGCAGCCCCACCUCUCCGGCCCAGACCGGAAAUGAGGUCAGAGAGGGAAACCCGGGCUAGGAGCUUCGGCCCCGAAGGCGGCGCCGGAUGUGGCCUCAUGGAUGAGCUGGUACACGACUUAGCCUCAGCCUUGGAGCAGACCUCUGAGCAGAGUAAGCUUGGUGAGCUAUGGGAGGAGAUGGCCCUGAGCCCCAGGCAGCAGAGGCGGCAGCUUCGGAAGCGCAGAGGCCGGAAGCGCAGGUCUGACUUUUCUCACCUGGCAGAGCACGCCUGCUGCUUCAGUGAGGCCUCAGAGUCCAGUCUGGAUGAGGCCACCAAGGACUGUCGAGAAGUGGCGCCGCUCACCAAUGUCAGUGACUCUGACGACACAGCGGUGGCCAAACGCCACCCCGCCCUCAGUGCCAUCAUCAGGAGUAAGCAACACUCGUGGCACGAAUCUGACUCCUUUACAGAAAAUGCGCCUUGCCGGCCACUCAGGCGCCGGCGGAAGGUGAAGAGAGUGACGUCAGAGGUGGCCGCCAGUCUGCAGCAGAAGCUGAAAGUGUCCGAUUGGAGCUAUGAGAGAGGCUGCAGGUUCAAGUCCGCCAAGAAGCAGCGCCUGUCGCGCUGGAAGGAGAACACUCCCUGGACCUCGUCAGGCCACGGGCUGUGCGAAUCGGCAGAAAGCAGGACUUUCCUAAGCAAAACCGGAAGGAAAGAAAGGAUGGAGUGUGAGGCCGAGGAGCAGAAGCCGGGCUCCGACGAGAACAUGUCAGAAUGUGAAACUAGCAGUGUAUGCAGCAGCAGCGACACAGGGCUCUUCACCAAUGAUGAAGGACGGCAAGGGGAUGAUGAGCAAAGUGAUUGGUUUUAUGAAGGAGAAUGUGUCCCUGGAUUCACCGUCCAUAACCUUCUGCCCAAGUGGACUCCUGAUCACUGCACUGAGGUAGAAAGAAUGGACUCCGGACUGGAUAAACUCUCAGAUCCCACAUUCCUUUUACCUUCCCGGCCAGCUCAAAGAGGAUACCAUGCUCGUCUGAAUCGAUUGCCAGGAGCUACAGCUCGGUGCCUCAGGAAGGGGCGGAGAAGGCUGGCUGGGAAGGAGACCAGCAUAAGCAGCCUGGGGAACGAGAGGAUCAGCCAUGUCAUCAGUGACUCCCUGCAGAAAGAAAAGAAUAAAGCAUUGGCUUCUGAUUUUCCCCACAUUUCUGCUUGUGCACAUGAGUUUAAUCCUCUCUCUCCCCUUUACUCCCUGGAUGUUCUUGCUGACGCUUCUCACCGAAGGUGUUCCCCUGCACACUGCUCUGCCAGCAUUAUGAUCUGCAUAUCAGAGUUGUGUGCCCAGCUGGCUGUGCCACUUGACAAGGAGUUUCAAAGAGCAAGAAGACGACUCAAUUCAUGCUAUUCAUUUUGACCUUUGGAGCCAUAAUAAACAGCCUCAGGUUUUACCCCAGGGCUUGGGGGAAGGAACCUUUUGUUAGUCCUCUCUGUCUGGGCUGCUGUGACACACAGCAGCCCCCACUCGACCCUUUAGUGCCUUGGUUUCAGCCGUGCGCAAGGAAGGGUUUUGCUGUAAUGGUGUCCAUAUAGAUCCUCAGGCUGUCUGUGCCUGUUGGAACCUCCUGUCGUACAGCACACGUUUCUUGACCCUUCUGCUUCUCUCGAAGGGGCUUAUUUACAGGGGCUCUUGGAUGGCUGCCUGUGUGGAGUAUGAAAGCACUUUUUGUCUGUCCUUCCAUUAAUAAUAUACAUCUUCCCAGUGGAUGCCAAGCAGUUCUGCUCCUGUGGGUGCCAUCCUGCCUUGACUUCACCAAGGGAGGAAUUUAAAGGUCGUUUUAAACUGUGAUCCCUUUGCCCCGGGCUGCGAAGGGUGAGGUUUAAGGAGGAGGCCAUCAGGGAGUGGUCAGGGUCUCUUCUUGCUGGUUGAGCGCUUGCCCCUUGUGUAACUGUGAAGUGUGUUUCUCCUCUCGUGUCACGGGCCUGUGUAGGUCGGGGUGGAAGGUCUUUCCCUCACUGGGUGGUUAAUAAAUGCCAGGACCCUGAAGAUACAAUCCCAGAUAAGGCAGGGUUCUUUCUGCUUCUCAACAUGUAAUCUUCCUCUCCCUCACUUGACCAGUGCGUGACUCAUUCCUUGAUUACAGUGCAUUGUCUCAAAGUAUUCGCUCUGUUUAUGAAUCGGGCUUCCCGCCAUUCUGUGAGCUGUUAGGAACAGACUCAUGGCACAGUCACCAUGGCUCUGCUCUAUGUGCCUCAAGCAUAAGGGUUUAUACAGGACAAGUCUUCAUGAAUUUUUGUUGAAAAAAAUUGAGGUGAAUGGAUUUGUAAUUAAGGAGAAUAAUUAGGAUAUGUGCUAUGAAUGACCUUUGGUCCUUACCAACAUCCAUUUUUCCCUCAGGUAUUACAUAAGGAGAAAAUAUAGCAAAUAAAUACCUUUUUGUUGUUGUUUUAAGCACCAAAAAGGAAUUUUUUUCAUAGCUUUUAAAAACAAGCUGUUUUGAAGGUGAACUAUUCCUUAGAUUAGCUUGCCAUUGGCAGACAAAGACUGCUUUUGCUCCCUCUGAGUGACUUUCAGUAUCUUUGUUCUAAACCAGAAGCAGCCACUUGAGUUAUUUUUUUUUUGCCAGCACUGGUUCUAUUAAACAUGCAUGUAUUUCUCUCAAAGUAGUUUUUCCCCUAAAAGUACAUUCCUGCCCCUGGGACAUAGUAAUCCGCCCAGUUUCCUAAGUAACAGCACAGUUUGGGCAGCUCACCUGAUCCUUCAUUCUCUGCAGUAAAAAGAAAGUAGAAAUGUAGUGUUUACAGGAGGAUAUAAAAGAGUUCUCUUUUCAUUAAUUGUUAAUCUUCACCCAUUCACCUUCACGGAGAAGAAUUCAGUGGCUGCUUAUGAAGGAAUAUAUUUUUAAAGUGUAUUAUUAUUAAUAAUUGUUUCCCUUCCCUACUCCUUCCCUUCUUUAAGUAAGUGUGUGUGU